AUGAACGGAGCAGCAGCAGCAGCAGCGGCAGCGGCGGCCGCCAUGAGCGAGCACGAGAAGGCCGCGCUGGCCACGGAGAUGUUCAACCAUUUCUGUGCGGCGACGACGAUGCGCCAGAUACUGGGCGUCUACCGGAACAUGUGCGACACGCUCGCGAUCCGGCCGGGGCCGCUGAACGAGUUCUACCCGAAGCUGCGGGCGAUCGUCCGCAGCUGGAAGGCGCAGGCGCUCUGGAAGAAGUUCGACGCGCGGGCCGCCCACAAGGUGUACAGCAAGGGGACGGCGGCCGCCGGGACGCGUGUCCUGAUUGUCGGCGCCGGCCCGUGCGGUCUGCGCACUGCAAUUGAAGCCCAGCUUCUCGGUGCCAAAGUGGUGAUUGUAGAAAAACGUGAUAGAAUUAGUAGGAAUAACGUACUGCACCUGUGGCCAUUUCUGAUCACCGAUCUCAAGGCGCUCGGCGCGAAGAAGUUCUACGGCAAGUUCUGUGCCGGGUCGAUCGACCACAUCUCGAUCCGCCAGCUGCAGUGCAUCCUGCUGAAGGUGGCCCUGCUGCUCGGGGUCGAGGUCCACGAGGGCGUUUCGUUCGUGCGCGAGAUCGAACCGAGCGACGGGUACGGGUGGCGGGCGGCCGUUUCGCCCGAGGACCACGCGGUGUCGCACUACGAGUUCGACGUGCUGGUCGGUGCGGACGGUAAACGCAACACGCUCGAGGGCUUCCGGCGCAAGGAGUUCCGUGGGAAGCUGGCGAUCGCGAUCACGGCGAACUUCAUCAACAAGAAAACGGAAGCGGAGGCGAUGGUGGAGGAGAUCAGCGGGGUUGCGUUCAUCUUCAAUCAGUCGUUCUUCAAGGAGCUGAGCGAGAAGACGGGCAUCGACCUGGAGAACAUCGUGUACUACAAGGACGAGACGCACUACUUCGUGAUGACGGCGAUGAAGCACAGCCUGCUGCGGAAGGGCGUGAUCCUGCAGGAUUACGGCGAUCCGGCCGAUCUGCUCGCGCCCGUCAACGUCGACAAGGCGAAGCUGUUCGAGUACGCACGGGAUGCGGCCAACUUCUCGACCAAGUACCGGAUGCCGAACCUGGAGUUCGCCGUCAACCACUACGGCAACCCGGACGUGGCGAUGUUCGACUUUACGUCCAUGUUCGCGGCGGACAACUCGUGCAAGGUGACGGUGCGCAAGAACUACCGGCUGCUGUCGUGCCUGGUCGGUGACAGUCUGCUCGAGCCGUUCUGGCCGACCGGGUCCGGCUGUGCCCGGGGCUUCCUCUCGAGCAUGGACGCGGCGUUCGCGGUGAAGAUGUUUGCGAACGCGAAGAACAGCCUGCUCGGGACGAUCGCGCAGCGGGAGUCGGUGUACCGGUUGCUGGCGCAGACGACACCGGAGAACCUGCUGCGGAACAUGAGCGCCUACACGCUCGAUCCGUCGACGCGCUACCGUGAGUUGAACAAGUCAGCCGUCGGGAUCGCGCAGAUCAAGCACCUGCUGGACACGGACGAUCCGGCGCUGCUCGAGCAGACGUUCCUCGAUACGAACGUGUUCGCCGCGGCCGUUGCCGCUAGCACCACCAACGUUGAGCUGCAGCCAAAGCGGAAGCGGCGCACGGUCGAUACCGUGCCGCUCGGGACGGUGCUGUUGCGCUGGCUGAAGGCGCAGCUCAAGGACAGUGGGUUCGCGCACGAGCUGACCGAGCCGGCCGAGUGCUUCACCAACGGGAAGGUGCUCUGCACCCUCAUCUACCGCUACCGGCCGGAUCUGGUCAACCUGGAGGAGCUGGCCGAUUUCGGGGCCGACGUUUGCAACGAGCACGCGUUCAUGAUCUUCGAAAAUCAACUCGGGAUUCCGCGCGUAAUGUCGGGGCAGGAGUCGGUGUCGCUGGCUGGCGUCGACCCGAAGGUGUGGCUGAACUACCUGGAGCAGAUCUGCGAGGUGUUCCGGGGCGAGAUACCGCACGUCAAGCACCCGAAGCUGGACCUGGCCGAGUUCCGGCAGAAGCUCCCGACGGACACGCUCGCCUGGCAGCGGAUGGCGCGCUUCGCCACCGUGCGCGGUGCCCCCACGGGCAUCCCUACCGGAGGUGGGGCCGUCGCGGCCCUGGCGGCCCCGUCCGGCACGGCCGCGGUGGCAGCGGCCUCGUCGCGCAAGCCGAACUACUAUCAUCCGACCGCGGAGGAGGAGCGCUUCAAGCGGGGCCGUGCGGCCGUCGCUUCGCCGCAAACCGACACGAUCAAGCGGGCGAAGAAGCGGCGCAGCCACGAGAAGUCCGGUGGCGGCGGUGGCAUCAAUAUCGAGGAGCGGACGCGCCGGUUGCAGGAGAUCGAGUCGAACCGUGUCGAUCGGCAGACGAAGCGGCGCAUGCAGCGCGCCCAGCAGACGCAAAACUUCUACAAGAGCAUCCACAUGCUGCAGGCGAACACGCUGCUGCGCGAGAGCGGCGACAAUUCGGGCGCGUUCGAGGACUACUCCCUGUUCCUAUACCGCCAGUCGGCGCCCGAGUUUAACGAUCGUGUCCGCGAGCUCGAGCUCAAGCUGCGCUACCCCGAUCGAGAGCGAUGUCUCGCGGCACCGUACGCACGUGGCGGCAUCAACGACGGUGACCAGUUCAGUGAUCGCGUCCGGUCCAUGGAGCAACGGAUCGGCGGCAAAGCGGGUGGGCUCGUGGCGGACAAGAAGCCGAAGGACCUGCUGCGGGCGAUCGGCAAGAUUGACUGCAACGACUGGAACGUGAAGGAGAUCGAGCGCAAGAUCGAGCAGUCGAAGAAGACGACCGACAUCGGCAAGAGCCGCGAGCGGGUACCGAACUGGAACCGGGAGCAGUUUUUGGCGCGCCAGAAUCGGCUCACGCAGCCGAAGGACGACGAGAAGUACCGCGAGAUCGAUAGCUCGUUGAAGGCGAUCGCAAAGCAGCUGAAGGAGGGCCACAACCUCGAUCUGGGUGAGCGUGGCAAGAACAAGGUCGCGUCCAUUGCCGGUGCGCUGCAGAGCACGAAGCAGCAGCAGAAGCAGCAACAACAGCAGCAGCAGCAGCAGCAGCAGCAACAGCAGCAGCAGUCGAACCAGGCCCAAAAAACGGCCGCCGCGCUCGUCCUGACGGCGAGCGGUAUCGCGGAGAAGUGUCACUUCUGUAAGCAGCGCGUCUACCUGAUGGGCAAGGUGACGACCGAGGGGCUGACGCUGCACCGGUCGUGCCUGAAGUGUCACCACUGCCACACGAACCUGCGCCUCGGUGCGUACGCGUUCGAUCGCGACGACCCGGAGGGUCGGUUCUACUGUACGCACCACUUCAAGCUGCCCUCGAAGCGGGAAGCCAAAGCUUCCACCCGGGAGUCGCCCUCGAGGGCCGGCCGCCCGCGGGACUCGAUGCCGGGUGGCCGGCGGGAUAUGGUGGUCACCACUGCCGCCGCUGCUGCCGCCACGCCGUCGACACCGGACGGUGGUGCAUCGAUGGUCGAUUAUCUGGUGCGUGUCGACACGCCGGAGCGGAUCGAGUUUGCGAACGCCGACCACGACAACGGGCUGUCUGACGCCGACGCUCACCUGGUGAUCGACGAGAACGAGUGGACCGAUCGCAACUUCGGCACCGAGUCCGACGAGGAGUCCGAGGAGGACGAGGAUCUGUCGAGCACGGACGACUCGGACACUGGCAGCGACUCGGACUACGAGGAGGCGGCCGGGUCACCGCUCGGCGCCCAGACGCUGCAGCUCGCCUCGGAGUGGAUCAGCGACAAGCGGUUCUCGAAUAUGGUCGACAGCGACGACGACUUCUACGGUUACUCCAGUGAAGAUGAUGAGGCCGACUCGCAGACGGAAGGCGAGGAGCUGGCCCGGGCCCGCGAGAUGCGCAUGCAGGAGGUCAAGCUGAUGCCACCGUUGACGCUACCGACGGACACCGAAACCGAGGGAGCCUCCGAUUCCUCGAAGUCUUCAUCGGAGGAGGUAAACUCGGCGACGGAGAUAUCGACCGACUCGGAGUUCGACCACGAGCCCAACCACCGGGUGCCGCCCCGUAUUUUCAUCGACGAUACGUACUCCCGCAAGCCAGCCAAAGUACAGGUGAAGCAAACCGUUAUCGACGAUACCGGCGCACGCUACCGGCGCCAUCUGCCGGCGGUGCAAAGCCGAGUUGAUCAGCAGCGAACCGGCAGCGAACUACCAGACCAGUACCACUACCACCACUACCACCAUCAUCAUCACCAUCAUCACGAUGUGAAGCUGGAGUUCAAGCCGCUGGUGGAGGUGGACCCGACGAUCAAGCUGGCCCAGUCGCGAACCGCACCGCUCGCGGUGCCACGGCCCGGCGACUACGGGCUCAGCAAGACGGCCAGCACGGAGGGCAUUGCUUCGAAGAAGAGCCUCGAGCUGAAGAAGAAGUAUCUGCUCGGUGAGGGCGCGCCCGGUUUGGGGAUCCUCAAGUCCGGCUCGGCCUCGGCGCUCGACUCCAAGUUCAAGUCUUUCCACUCGAACAUCACCGAGUGUCAGAAGUUGCUGAAUGCACCGACGUCCGCCGAGACGAGCCCGCAGACCGUGCUGAAGAGUGCGGCUACGGUUGCCACCACCACUACCACCGUCGCGCAAGGGUACCAGCCUCCUUCGUCGGUGGCCGACUUUAAGCAGCAGCACCUGCACGAAAAGGAGAACGUUUACGCGGGCAAAACGAGCGCCAACGUUGCAGUGGCCGGUGGGGGAGCAGUGGCCGCGAGCAAACGGGCCUCGCUGGUGGAGACAAUCAACGCGACGCUGGUCGAGAACAAGCUGAACGAACUGAAGUCAAACGAAGCGUUACCGGUGAUGCUGGUGAAGCAGCAGCCGAACGGUGGGGUACAACAGCCGCGCGCUGCCAAAGAGACGGUGCAGCCACCGGCCACGCCAAUCGCCACCACUACCAACAACAACAAUAACAACCGCAUCAACAACAACCACAAUCGCUGCGUUGACAACAGCAACAAUAAUAACAAUAACAACGUGGUGGUCGACGAUACGCUCGAUUUGGUGACGCUUGAGUUGAAAUCAAGGGAGGAGCCGGUGGUAGAGGUUGACGGUGCUGGCACACGGGAAGCUGGCCGGCUGCUGGAGAAGGUUCGCGGUGGCGUCACGGGUACCGGUACCGGUGUCGGCAGUGAGCUCAAGUUCAUCGCUGGCAUGAAGCACGCGUACAUCGACCUGACGACCGAUUCGCCGAACUGCGACCGCUCGCUAGUGGAGACGACGCUGGACUUCAGCAUGUCUCCCGCGAACCACGCGGACGAUGGCAGUGAGCAGCAGCAGCGAAAGGUGGUGUCAGUGCCACCGGAGCUCACCGGCAGUCUGCAGAUAGAUAAUAACGAGAAUAAAAUCAAACGGCAUCCGGGUGUUGUAGUGCCUGUUGCCGCUGCCGCUGCUGGUGGUGGUGGUGGUGGUGCUGCGAUGGAUGUACCAGUGAAUCAGGAUGAGCCCGUUUUGAGCCAGGAUUCACCGCCGCAGCAGCAGCAGCAACAGAGUGAAGACGGUUGCCAUGAAACGACGCUGCAGGUGCCGGAUAUGCAUUGGCCGAAGAAGAUGCUGGAGCAUGGUGACGGGGAAGGAGAAGAGGAGGAGGAGCACGGAGAGGGUGUGGCAAAUGAAAGUGAUAGCCUGUCGGGCAGCGGCUCAGCGACUGGUGCAAGCAGCAGCAACAGUACCAGUAGCAGCAGCACCACCAGUAGUAGCAGCAGCAACAGUACCUCGAGCGUGGAAGACAUACCUCACUUCAUUCUUGACUCAACCACCAGCCCAGAAACGCAGCACGAGGAGCGGUUCGUGCCGCGGCUAGAGGUGCGCGACGCGACCGGUGAGCUCAUGCAAAUCGACAGUCUGAUGAUCAUCGACGGGCGGUACAUCGGUGAUCCGGAGGACCUGAAGCUGAUGGAACAAUUGCCCCCGGACACCCAGAUAGCGGCCCAGUUGCUGCAAGAGGAAAUCAACCAGGACAGCAUCAGCACGGUGAUGGAGUGGACGGCAGCGGCUCGGGCCGCCCGUUUGGACAGAGGGUCUGCCGUUCACGAGCGCGACAAAACGCCACCCACGGCACCGGACGGCGGGGAGGACGGUGCCGGGGUGACGGCCGAAGAGACGCGAAAUUCUCCCGCGCGGGCGGAAGUCGCAGCCGUGCCGACGAAACGGCACCUGCGGUUCGACACGAAGAACGAGAACAAGAUCGACACUCUGAUGAGCAUGCCGUUCGUGCUGGAGGGCGCCGCAGUGGCCAGUAACCGAGGUCUGCCGGGUGGUGGUGGCGGCAGUGGUGCUAGUGGGGUGCAGAAACCGCAGUACUUGAACCUGUGCGUCCAUCAGAAGCCACCGCAGCAGUCCGACGACAUCGAUGCCGAGCGGACGCCGGUGGCAAGCGAACCAUCGAAGCCCCUCGGGUUGGAUGUUAAUGGUGGUGGUGGACCGAUGGUAGCAGUGUUGGGUCGGGCGCGCUGUGCCGAUUCCGACUCGGAGGAGACCGAGGUGACGACACAGGCCCUGACCGAAACGGAGCUAUCCGACUGGACGGCGGACGAUGCCGUGUCGGAGAACUUUGUCGACGUGGAGUUUGCGCUGAACGUUGCUGGCAGGGGCCGAUCGGCGAUCCGGCGGAACCGCGAACGCACGGCGCAACACACACGCAAGAAGCGAGAGGUCGAUGGCACCGGAAUGGGGGUGCUCCCUGCCGCCCCCAAUGAGCACCACCAAACGGCGCUGCUUUCGGCCACCGAGGAUGGCAUCAUUCGAAACCUGGCGCUGGACGACAUCGAGUUCAUGGACACCGGGUCGGAGGAGGAGAGCUGCAUCGAGGCGUACUCGACCACCAACCGGACGAUGCUGCGGAACCGCGGGUACGCCGAGCUGCUCGAACCGGCGAGCGUCGAGCCGCGACGAGCGCACCAACGCUGCCAACCGGUGCCACCGUUGGUUGCACCGUUCCACUACGGUGGUAGCGCCACCGGCGUUGGCUCCGGCAAACCCCAGCUGGUGGAGGCCAUCAACAAACAGAUCGCGUGCCGGGUGGUGGAGUACAUCGAGCAGGGCGCCUACCUGUUGGCGGCCGACGACGCCAAAACGCCGGUGAACGAGGAGCCCCCGGAGCGCACCGUGGGGCCGGCGGGCACUGGUGGUGGUGAUUUGGAGGAGGACAGCCUGCUGAUCAUCACCUCGUCGCAAACUGCCAGCGGCGGCGGUGGUACCAGCACGACGACGACGGCCACGGAGGAGAGCGACGCGGUGACGAUCGUGGCCGCCGACAGCGUAGCGGGCGAGCGGACGGGCAAUAGCGGGCGGAGCAGUGUGACGUCGUUCAGCUCGUCGUCACUCGGCCGUGCCGUCGGUUCGGCCGCGGCUGCCAACCGGAGCGCGAAGGAUCGUCAAGCGCCACCACCAGCACCGGCACCCAGCCUGCUGCUGGACGGUGGCAAGAGGCGAGCGGAUUCCGAGCUCCGGAAGGAGCCCCGCAAGGACUCGCUCAAGAGCAUCGAAGACGUCGGCUACGAGGAGUACGUGAAGCGGUUGCAGCACAAAAUUCAGCUCAUCAGCAACGCGCGCGACUCGCUCGAGGAGAAAAAGUCGAGCAAGCGGAAGUCCUCGAAAGGCGAGCUGGGGGUGCUGGAGGGCCACGAAUCGCCCGGGAUUGACGGGACGGUAGCGCCGACGGAGCCACCAACGGCCCCACUCGCCACGGGUCCGGUCACGGCGCCGGAGCCACCGAAGAGUGUGGAAAAGAAGAUCGAGGAGCUGGCGAAGGAGCGGGUGAAGCAGAAGGACAUCAUACACGAUCUAGUCAUGGAUAAACUGCAGACGAAGAAGCAGCUGAACGCGGAGAAGCGGCUCAAUCGUAGCCGCAACCGCACCAACGUCCUCUGUCAGGUGGCGGCGAACGGCGGUGCCGGUGGUGGUUCCCUCGAAGCGAUCGUAUCGCCACCGGCCGCAGAACCGAGGGCACGCGCACUCGUCGCUGCCCUCGCUGGCCCGUGCGCGACACCGUCUCGAGCACCACCACCACGCAACAAGCACCACCCGGACCCGGACGUGGUGAACGGCACGCCAGCCCCACCCUCGAGGACGGCGGCUGUCGUUCGACCGACGCCGGCGCAGCAACCACCACGGUUGCAGCCCGUGACCCAAACGCCCGUCGGCCAGCUGACGGAGCAUCUGCGCGAGGAAGCGCGCUCGAAGGCCCGCCAGAUGUCCAACCAGGAUCUGGGGCUCUCGCCCGAGGAUCGGUUACUGCUGCUGCGCAAAAAGUACCGCAUCCACAUGCGCGAGCUUAGUGAUGACGAUGACGAUGACAACGAAUUAAAUGGUGCCGGAAACACGGCCCGGAACAAGUCCGAUGACGCCAAGUGCAACGAGCAGCAGCUACUGCGCACCAAGCUCACCAACUCGAAGAGCUUCAACGACGUAUCGAGCUGCAAGCAAUUGGCGGGCGGCGGCGAUGGAGGCGGUGAUCCGGUUGAGCGGCGGCGGUACUCGCCGCCGGUACCGAUGACGGCGGUGACGGCGGCCGGUGGGGCCACCGAGCCGAGCAAGCUGAUCGACUACAUCUCCGACCCGAACCUGGCGGCGCGUAGCGGCGGUGGGACGACCACCGACCCGAGCGGCGGCGGCGGCGACGGGCCCCGGUUGCGCACCCGCAGCAAGUGCAAGGAUCGCGAGCGGCGCAAGAGCAUCAUCGAGAAGGUGUCGGAGUUCUUCAACGCGCGCAAGAAAGACUCCACCGCCAGCAAGGAAGCGUCCCCUACGAAGGGUCGCGAACUGACGGCCGACACGGCAGCGGCGGCACCGUCGUCUAGCUCUGGCGGCGGCGGAUUCUUGCGUUUCAAAAUAUCGCCCAAGCUGAAGGACAAAUCGAAGUCUUGCUUUGAUGUGCGGAGCAUUAGUUGUGGUUCGAAGGAAGCUUCCCCCUAUGGACGGAGUGCAUCCGAGGACUGCUUGAACGCUAACGGUGCUAACUUAACUACCAGCACACCAGUACCAGUCGCACCCGGAGCGGCGACAACAGCCUGCCUUUCGAAUGGCACAUCACACAACAGCUUCACGCCAAUCGGUCGCAAGGAAGCAGAAGAACUGGAGCCUCCGCCGAUUCCUCCGCCACCGUUAAAUUAUCAGCGCUCUGACGACGAAGGAGGUGUCUCGAACGAACCAAGGAACGAAAUCAAGAAGCAACGUGCAAUGUCCAAAGCGUCGCGACAGGCGGAAUUGAAAAGACUGAGAAUUGCUCAAGAGAUACAACGAGAACAGGAGGAGAUCGAGGUGAAGAUCGAAGAUCUGGAAGCGCACGGUGUGGCGAUCGAGAAGGACCUCCGCGGCGAAGGUGAAGUGGCCGGCAAGCCGAACUUUGGCAACCUUGGGGUUGCUAACGACGAGGACCUGGUGAAGGAGUGGCUGGAGAUCAUGCGCAACAUUACCGAGCUCAAAGUGCGUCUCGAUGAGCUGAGCAUACGCCAGCAGGAGCUACAGCUCGAGCAUCGGCACGCGCAGCUGAAGGAGGAACUGAAUAUGCGACUGUCGUUUGGCAAGCUGGAUAAAAACUCAUCGGACGUGGCGGCCGAGGGUGCCAUCCUUAACGAGAUGCUCGAGAUUGUUGCCAAGCGCCAGGCGCUGCGACCGUCGCUCGACGCAACGGUGGCUGCUGUUUCCGGCCCCACCGCCGUUGGCCGCGCGGCGCACGGUACCGAUGAAUUGUACAGACUUGCCGAGCCCCAAUUUGGUAUGACCGACGGUGGAGACAGCAAGCUCCUCUUCUUCCUCCAUUCAGCAUGUGCGGCGGCGGCAAACACACUGCGAUAGUAGAUGAUAGCGUAUGAAGGCACACCCAUCCGUUCACAACGACUUCUAGUUCCCCCUUUUCGGUGCUCAUUGUUUCAUAGUUCGCGUGGCGCACGACGAAUUAGAUUCAACGAAAUGAGAGAGAAAGACAGGGAGAGAGAGAGAGAGAGAGAGAAAGAAAGAAAGAUUAAGCAUAAGGAUUCAACGACGCUUCGAUGUAGAUCACGUAUUUAAUGUUUAAAGUUAUUAUGUACUAGCUCGCAACGAGGAGCUAAACAGCACUCGCUCAACGCGUACUGAACGCCUGUGCUAACAUACCGCGUCUCCAUGGUUUCUAUCGAAUUACCAGGGUUCUAUAUUUUGUAACUCUCUGUUUAACAGCGCCCAUCGGGACUGUUACGAAUUACGGCGUCCGUCUCUCAUUAUUAUGUCUACAAUACGUAGCGUUUUCAGUUUGUUUUAAAACAAAAACAAAUAGUCAGAUUAUUAGUGAGUUUCGUUUUCUUGAAUUUCUUUCUGUUUUGCUCUGCGUGUUUCUUUUUUACUGUGUGACAGGUAAAAGUACCUUAUGUUUUCAUUUUUUUUGCACUUGUUCUCUCUUUUUCAACAGAGUUGAUUUUAUUUGCGAUGAAGUAACUAAUGUAUACUAUAUAUCUAUACACUACAAUUAUUACGAAUUUUGCUCAUACUGUUGACUAUGCUAUGGUUUUGCUUUCUGUUCGCUACUUUUUCACCACACGAUUAUGAUAAUUUCAUUUUUACUUUCAUCCGCAAAAGAUACAAACGCGCCAAAGGAAAUCUGCUGCUUUGGCACAACAAAAAUGAUCAAUAUUAGACACCCGCAAUGUGAACAAUAUUGAAGAUCGUCCGGUAGAUGCGUGUCCACCAGUAGUACCGAUUGUAAAUCAAUCCGUCCUGCGUCCCCGAUAGUUUCGGUUAGCUUUCGGUUAGUUAGUAGGUCGCCGCUCGGGAACACAAACUGUGCUUUGGCGCGCGAUUGGAGUGCUUGACAAAAGGUGCGAAUUGCUUACUCUGCAACAUUCAUUUAGCAGUCUCUUUCUCAAUGCGUAGCCACUUGCUGAAAUGUUUGGCCAUUUGGUAUUGUUUUCUUCUACCCAUCAUAAAGUGUCUUUGGAAGCGAGUUACGGAAACGAGUUUUGGAAUAUAAAAAUAACGAAAAUUCUGAAUACGCACAUACUUUUUCAAAUCGAACUCUCGAAGCAACAAUUCAUAGAGAAAGCAAGCAGGUAAAUGCAUUAAGUUUUAGGGUCGGGUUGGAUCAAAUCCAUUAAACGUGUGCAUGGUUUCGAGAAAGUAGGUGAUUCGUUAGUAUUAGUAGAAGAUGACCUGAAUUGCUGGUUCCACAGCCACCAGAACGCAUCUGAGUUGUGAGCGUUCAUGCUACGCACUAGCGGAGCGCAGACACGCACUUGUGUAACUGAAACGGCGUAGUAAUUUCGGGCUUAAAACACAAAUCAAAUUUGUCAAUGAUGUACCGAAACUCGAUACAAAUGAUCGAUGCUGUUUUACGUAUGUACCCUAAUGAAAACGAACAAGUAAGAAUCAUGACAGACCGGGGACUAUUUACUUGAAUUUGAUUUUAUCGAAACUGUAGAGACAGAUAAUUUAAUUUUUCAUUCAGGGAAUUCAUGAUUACCGAAAACAAAAGGAGAGAGAGUAAAAGCAUUAAAACGGCCCGGGCCCACAUUCCCUUAACGGAACUGCGCACGCGGCACGGUGCAAUGAAGAAGGUUACGUGUUAGGCUACGGUAAAUGUACGAAUUUUUGGAGCACAUAAAGAAAUCGGAUUCACCAAGACAAUGCUAUGCAAAAAAACAACAAACCAAGAAAAAAACAACUAAUUACGGGAAUUCGACUGGGUGGGCAAAUGCGAUUAAAUCAAACUGUGGUAACAUUCAUGCAUAACAUAUACGCACACACAUACCGUUAGAUUUUAGCAUUAUUAUCUCUGACACAAGGAGCACCAGGAAAAAAGGAGAAGAAAAAAAACUAAAACCAAGUGGAGGGAAGACAAAGCGCGUUAGCUAACGGCAGGGGAGGCAAAGUCUUUCCCACCCCACUAAUUAAACAUCCAGUUAUAAAAAUGAUGAAAAAUAAAUAAAAG
This is a messenger RNA of Anopheles bellator, 11887 nucleotides long. RefSeq names its product F-actin-monooxygenase Mical (gene Mical). NCBI's taxonomy places the organism in Eukaryota, Metazoa, Arthropoda, Insecta, Diptera, Culicidae. The coding region runs from base 1 to 9783 and encodes 3260 amino acids. The transcript is spliced from 15 exons. The record is from RefSeq and is a predicted model, not a curated record. Gene Ontology annotation, molecular function: protein binding.